Messenger RNA from Penicillium lagena, 2988 nucleotides. RefSeq lists its product as uncharacterized. Lineage: Eukaryota; Fungi; Ascomycota; Eurotiomycetes; Eurotiales; Aspergillaceae. The transcript has a single exon. The record is from RefSeq and is a predicted model, not a curated record. The coding region runs from base 1 to 2988 and encodes 995 amino acids.
AUGACAGCAGUAGCAACCCGGGCCGUGAUGCCCAGCAGCGACCCCUUUGGGGCGAACGCGCUAAUGAGCAAAGAGAUCACCGCGGUACCCAGUGAAAUCCCUGCCGGGACUGACACUGAGGCGAACGAAAAGCUCGCCGUGGUACCCAGGAGUAUCCCAGCUGGAGCGGACGCCGAUAUCAACAAGGAGCUCGCCGCAGUUUGGGGGGAUAUGCAAACGCGGAUGGCCAAGCUUGCCAAAAUGUCUCAAGGCAAAAACUAUGACGAGAACCUGAAACCUGAAAACGUGAUGGAGAACCUAGACACCGUGCGAUCUGCACGCCUGAAAAAGUCAGAGAAAUGGGGGAAUAUCCGGCAAACUGUCAGCAAUACCCUCGAUGUUAUCGCAAAUGUUGGAGGAAUGGUUGCCGAUGCCGCCUCUCAGGUAAGUAGAAAAAGACUACUAGAAGAAAGUAGGCGUGUUGCUCAUCUGAAACAGGUAUUCGCCCCGGCCGGACAAUGCUACAACGCCCUCAACUUCGUCAUCAACGCGUACAAGGGCUACGCAAGCAUAUUCGAGACGCUCAAUGUGCUGUUCAAGAAAUGUGCGAGCUUUUUAGGACGUUUAGACAAAUAUGCCAAGGGCAAGAUGAGCCGCGAGUUGAGCCUGGUGGCGUGCGAAGUUCUCCGCCACUUUGUGGACGUUUGCGAUAAGGCGUUGACUCUGCGAAAUUCACGCAUGUUCAAGAUCAAGACGAUGGCAAAGAUUGCUUUCCUUGAGCAGAAUGAAUUCUCGGAAUCCCUGGGAGCGAUGGAUGAACUCACCCGGGAAGAAGAGUUGGAGCGCGGCGCCGAUAUGUAUCUCAAUGGUGCGGAGACACUCGACAACUCCCGAAACAUAAUGGGCGUCUUGGAGCAACAACGAACGGAAAGAACGGAACAAAGCAAAGAGAAGAAGGACAGGAACAUUCUUCUACGCGUCCUGAACUUCAGCACAAGUCCGGAUGUCUGGGAUGGCAAUGGACCCAUUGCAACCUGGGGGUCGACUUAUCAAAAUAUUCGCAGUCGCAACGUGGAAGGAACGGGCCAGUGGUUGUUAGGGGAGCGCGAGUUUAAGAACUGGGCGAAGAAGAACUCGGAAGCGCCUGUUCUAGGGAUUGUUGGCGGAGAGGCCUCGGGUAAGAGCUAUCUGGCUUCCUCUAUCAUCAGUCAUCUGCUAGCGAAUGGUCCCGGCGAGGCAAUCAACUCUAGACAGCUCGUUGCUUUUUACUUCCUAGAUGAGAAGAAGGCCAACUCUGGGAUCGAGAUACUCGGGAAAUCUGUCAUCUGGCAAUUCGCCCAAAGCGAUGCGUCGUACAUGCAAUCGGUCGCCGCGACGUGUGGAAAGGCUGGCAACAUCGACGCGAAAGAAUUCUUAACUCGGCUCCUCCUCGACAACCACAAGGAACUGAAGGCCAUUGAUGCGAUGUUCUACAUCGUUCUGAACAAGAUUGGCGACAGUGAGGACAAUGUCCAUGAUGGGGUAUUCAACUUCCUGCUAAACGCCUCACACUCUAGCAAUGGGUCAAUUCGCAUCUUGUUUACUGCCACCGAGGGGACCUUCAAGAAGCUCAAGAAUCGUGGCCUGAAGUGUCCUAGUGUCCCUAUGGACCGUAACGCGGACGACGUGCGCAAGUACAUCGAUUCGCGCUUGGAUAAGAUGGAUAAUCUCUUCGACACCGGUGACGAUCAAGUCAAUGCUCUCCGGAAAACUAUUCAAACCAGACUUUACGCACAAACUGGAGGAAACUACUAUAUGAUUGAUAAAACUCUCAGCAAGAUCAGCAAAUUGGACCUCGACACCGACAUUUACAAAGCUCUUGACCACGCGGACAAAAGCUUAACUGAUCAUAUCGAAGAUGAUGUCCGCGACCUCAACCGACGUCGCUCAAAGAAGGAAUUGGAGGAGAUCAAUGAGAUGAUCCUCUGGAUUACCUUUGCAAAAGAGCGGAUGACGGUUGAGAAAAUGAAGGCAGUCCUUCAGUUGAAGAACAACGCGACUUCCCUGCGACCUCUGGAGGACCGGCUCAGAAAGUUCCUGUUGUUUGAGAUCGACAACUAUGGAUUCGUCAAUUUUCGAUCAGAGCAGAUCUUGGGCAAAUUGCCGGAGCGGGCCCUGGCCGCCAAAGAGCGCCAGGAGAAUAACCAGGAAGUAAACAAGUGCGAAGUCGACAUCCUGAAGCACUUCCUCGGCAACGUGUGCCCUCCAGGCCUGGUUACAAAGCUUGGGUUGGAAGAGCACUUCGAGCAGAAGUUAAGCCCCCGACAAGAGCAGAUCUAUCAAGAAGACAAGAACAAUGCGAAUUUCCAGCUUGCCAAAGCUUGUCUCCGUGCGUUGACCAGUGAGACUCAUGGCAAGUUGAGGGUACUGCGAGGCUACGCAGUACGCCACUUGGUGGGCCACAUGUCUGAAGUUGAUCUGGCUGGCAUAGACCCUGAUCUAAAACGCCAAAUUGGACCACUUCUCGUGAAACUGUUCCGCGAUGAUUCCGCCAUCGACAAUCUUUUCUGGGCGAAAAAAGAAACUCCGGAGUUUCCGGACUGGCUACGCGACAGGGACACAGUGCGACUGAUUUGUGGUUGGUUAAAAGCCACUUCCGCUGACAUCCAGAGUAGUGAGCAGGAAAAGAAUUGGCUUAAUGAGUUGAUGACUGAUGGGCAAGACUCCGUGAAGACUAUCGCCGAACCUUCUGUUAUUCGAAUGGCCCAUUAUUGUUUCGAAGAGGAUUCGGAUGAAAAAACGACGCAUGCCACUUUUGAGAUCGUUAAGCGAUUUGUAUCUGAGGUACGUCUCUCUGCAUUUACGGUUAUUGUCUAUGCUAAUCAAAUCCUACCAUGCAGCAUGCCUCAACUCGUGAACAGGAAGAAGCGCCGUCUUUCAGUGAUGAGCAAAUUGAAGAAUGGUGUCUCAAGAAGCUCUCGAUUGAAAGGCCAAACUCGCGCUGGCAUACCCAGAUGGCUGUUGUAUUGA